Messenger RNA from Octodon degus (degu), 2754 nucleotides. RefSeq names its product lysine acetyltransferase 2B (gene Kat2b). Bases 17 to 2218 code for a protein of 733 amino acids. Lineage: Eukaryota; Metazoa; Chordata; Mammalia; Rodentia; Octodontidae. The record is from RefSeq and is a predicted model, not a curated record. Gene Ontology annotation, cellular component: nucleus; histone acetyltransferase complex. The transcript has 18 exons. Gene Ontology annotation, biological process: chromatin remodeling; positive regulation of transcription by RNA polymerase II. Gene Ontology annotation, molecular function: protein binding; histone H3 acetyltransferase activity.
AAGAUGACUAGGGCAUAUGGCUGAGGAGUCCUGUAAAUGCAAUGGCUGGAAAAACCCCAACCCCUCUCCCACGCCCCCCAGAGCCGACCUGCAGCAGAUCAUCGUCAAUCUCACCGAGUCCUGCCGGAGCUGCAGCCACGCCCUUGCUGCUCACGUUUCCCACCUGGAGAAUGUGUCAGAGGAAGAGAUGAACAGACUGCUGGGAAUAGUGUUGGAUGUGGAAUAUCUCUUUACCUGUGUCCACAAGGAAGAAGAUGCAGAUACCAAACAAGUUUAUUUCUAUUUAUUUAAGCUCUUGAGAAAAUCUAUUUUACAAAGAGGAAAACCAGUGGUUGAAGGGUCUUUGGAGAAGAAGCCUCCAUUUGAAAAACCUAGUAUUGAGCAGGGUGUGAAUAACUUUGUACAGUACAAAUUUAGUCACCUGCCACCCAAAGAAAGGCAAACAAUAGUUGAGUUGGCAAAGAUGUUCCUGAACCGUAUCAACUAUUGGCAUCUGGAGGCACCAUCGCAGCGGAGACUGCGCUCUCCCAACGAUGAUAUUUCUGGAUACAAAGAGAACUACACCAGGUGGCUGUGUUACUGCAAUGUGCCCCAGUUCUGUGACAGUCUGCCUCGGUAUGAGACAACCCAGGUGUUUGGGAGAACGUUGCUUCGCUCAGUCUUCACUGUGAUGAGGCGACAGCUCCUGGAACAAGCAAGACAAGAAAAAGACAAACUGCCUCUUGAAAAACGAACUCUAAUCCUCACCCAUUUCCCAAAGUUUCUGUCCAUGUUAGAAGAAGAAGUUUAUAGUCAAAACUCUCCUAUCUGGGAUCAGGAUUUUCUCUCAGUCUCUUCCAGAACCAGCCAGCUAGGAAUCCAAACAGUUAUCAGUCCACCUCCUGUGGCUGGGACAGUUUCAUAUAAUUCAAAUUCAUCUUCCCUUGAGCAGCCGAAUGGAGGCAGCACCAGUCCUGCCUCCUGCAAAGCCUCCUCUGGGCUUGAGGCAAACCCAGGAGAAAAGAGGAAAAUGAAUGAUUGUCAUGUUCUGGAGGAGCCCAAGAGACCCCGCGUCAUGGGGGAUAUUCCUAUGGAAUUGAUCAAUGAGGUCAUGUCAACUAUCACAGACCCUGCUGCGAUGCUCGGACCAGAGACCAAUUUUUUGUCAGCACAUUCAGCCAGGGACGAGGCGGCGAGACUGGAGGAGCGCAGGGGUGUGAUUGAGUUUCACGUGGUUGGCAAUUCCCUGAACCAGAAACCAAACAAGAAGAUCCUGAUGUGGCUGGUGGGCCUUCAGAACGUGUUCUCCCACCAGCUGCCCCGAAUGCCGAAGGAGUACAUCACGCGGCUGGUCUUCGACCCGAAACACAAAACUCUUGCGUUAAUUAAAGAUGGCCGUGUCAUUGGUGGUAUCUGUUUCCGUAUGUUCCCAUCCCAAGGAUUCACAGAGAUUGUUUUCUGUGCUGUCACCUCUAAUGAGCAAGUCAAGGGCUACGGAACUCAUCUGAUGAAUCAUUUGAAGGAGUAUCACAUAAAGCAUGACAUCCUGAACUUCCUCACAUACGCAGAUGAAUAUGCAAUUGGAUACUUCAAGAAACAGGGUUUCUCCAAAGAAAUUAAAAUACCCAAAACCAAAUAUGUUGGCUACAUCAAGGAUUAUGAAGGAGCCACUUUAAUGGGAUGUGAGCUAAACCCACAGAUUCCAUACACAGAAUUUUCUGUCAUCAUUAAAAAGCAGAAGGAGAUAAUUAAAAAGCUGAUAGAAAGAAAACAGGCCCAGAUUCGAAAAGUCUAUCCUGGACUUUCAUGUUUUAAAGAUGGAGUUCGACAGAUUCCUGUAGAAAGCAUUCCUGGAAUUAGAGAGACAGGCUGGAAACCGAGUGGAAAAGACAAAAGUAAAGAGCCCAAAGAUCCUGACCAGCUUUACAGCACACUGAAGAGCAUCCUCCAGCAGGUGAAGAGCCAUCAAAGCGCUUGGCCCUUCAUGGAACCUGUGAAGAGAACAGAAGCUCCGGGAUAUUAUGAAGUUAUAAGGUUCCCCAUGGAUCUGAAAACCAUGAGCGAACGCCUCAAGAAUAGGUACUACGUGUCUAAGAAAUUAUUCAUGGCUGAUUUACAGCGAGUCUUUACCAAUUGCAAAGAGUACAACCCCCCAGAGAGUGAAUACUACAAAUGUGCCAGUAUCCUGGAGAAAUUCUUCUUCAGUAAAAUUAAGGAAGCUGGAUUAAUUGACAAGUGAUUUCUCUUCCCUUGGCUUCUUAGAAACUCAUCAAACUGUGUGCCUAAAGCAAGGUGGCUUAGUUUUUUUAAAAAGAUCUGGACAUAAUGUGUUGAAGAGACUUGUAAUAAUUAGCACUUUUGAAAAACAAAAGACCUCCUUUUAGCUUUUCAGAUAUGUAUUUAAAUCAAAGUCAUAGAACAUUUUUAUUUUAUGGAAUAGAUUUUAAUCUAUUUACUACUAUUAUGAAAUUUUGUACGGCAUGCCCAUUAGCCAGCUAGCCCAUGAUAGGUGAUCAGGGGUUUCCUCAAAACCUGUAUGUAAGGAAAUUGCACAUCGUACCAAGAUUUGGGGGAAAUCUAGAAAAUUUUCAGACCAUGAAUGUUUCAAUUUUUUUUUCUAAUGGAAUGUGAGAGUUUAUUUUUAUUUUAUUCUGAAGGACUUUACAGAAGGGAUACAUGAUAAAAAGCCCGUAAAAGUGAAAUAUGUGAUGUUUAAAGUCUCCUUAUAGACUUUAUAUAUAUAUUUUUAAAACACUCAUCUAGAUGAGGUGCUUU